AUGUCGCCAGCAACCGUUAGAGAUGGUGGCAGCCACAGUAUGACGGACGGGGAGAUCGACGCCAAUGCCGGGCCUGCUAGCACUCAGAGGGAUUCUGGCACUGGCGGCGGCAAAGCUGUCGAUGGAGAUGUAGGCAAGGAAGCGGCGCAGUCAGCUUCAAAGCCCAGUCUGCGAUGGUAUCAAAGGCUGAACCCGAUAAGACUCCAGCAAGCGCCGCCUGUGCCAUCAGAGCGAACUAUUUCCAAGGAAUAUGGAGCUGGUCUGCUGAGUAUCAUCACCUUCCAAUGGAUGCAUCCUUUGAUGCUGACGGGCUACCUUCGACCACUUCAGCUGCAGGAUAUCUGGCUGGUGAAUCCAGACCGGUCGGUCGAAGGGCUUGCUGCUAGACUUGAAGCUUCCUUUCAAAAGAGGAUUGAGCGUGGAGACAAGCAUCCUCUCCUGGGGGCCGGAUAUGAGACGUUCAAGCUCGAGAUAUGGAUUGGCGCCUGCUGUCAGAUGGUCGCUUGCGUUCUCCAGGUUCUCACGCCUUAUACCACUAAAUACCUGAUCUCAUUUGCGACAGAGGCAUACAUUGCCCAGCAUAAGCAUGUACCAGGUCCUCACAUCCGGAAUGGAAUUGGCAUCGCCAUCGGCAUCACAUGCAUGCAGAUAAUUCAGAGUGUAACAACGAGCCAGUUCUUCUUUCGGGGAAUGAUGGUUGGCGGACAGACUCGAGCAGUGCUUGUCAGCUUGAUAUUUUCCAAAGCAACCAGGCUCUCUGGGAGAGCCAGGGCUGGGGGGAAGGCAAUCAUCCCGGCCACAGAGGGAACAGCUCAACUUCAAAAAGCUCAUGACAGUAUUUUGAAGUCUAUUUUCAGCAAGAAGAAGCAUGCUGGACCAACGAAUGCGGUCGAUGGUGUGCUGGGCGACGGGACUGGAUGGAGUAAUGGCCGCAUCGUCACCCUGAUGAGUGUUGAUACUGAUCGUAUCGACAAAGCUCUUGGUCUAUUUCAUUUGCUCUGGACAUCUCCUAUCAUCAUUAUCCUUGCUCUCAUCCUCCUCCUGGUGAAUAUUGGAUACAGUGCGCUCUCAGGAUAUGCGCUCUUGGUCGCAGGAAUCCCUUUACUCACGUAUGCUAUCAAAUCCCUAAUCAGACGACGAAGGAAGAUCAACAAAAUCACCGAUCAACGAGUGUCGCUUACCCAGGAAAUCCUCCAAGCCGUUAGAUUUGUCAAGUUCUUUGGAUGGGAGCAGAGCUUUUUGAAACGGCUGGACGAACUUCGGAAGAGAGAGGUGCGAGCAAUCCAGGUUGUGUUGGCCAUACGCAAUGUUCUCCUGUGCAUUGCAUUAUCUCUUCCCGUGUUUGCAUCUAUGCUAUCGUUCAUCACAUUCUCUCUCACAAAACAUCCUCUCAAUCCGGCUCCAAUCUUCUCCUCUCUAGCUCUAUUCAAUACUCUUCGUCUGCCCCUAAAUAUGUUACCCCUGGUUCUUGGCCAGGUAACGGACGCAUGGACUGCAUUGAAUCGAAUUCAGGACUUUCUACUAGCAGAGGAGCAAAAGGAUGACAUCGAACGAGACGAAUCCUUGGCCAACGCACUCGAGAUCAAUGAUGCCUCGUUUACCUGGGAACGUCUUCCUACAAGUGAAGAAGAUUCUUCCAAGAAGAAGGGCUAUGGAAACCGCAAUGGGAAGGUGAAGAAGACAGGCAAGGAUAUCGAAAAAGAGAGUCCUGAUGGCUCGGGUCUUCAGAGUCCUACUGAGCCAUUCCAACUUACCAACCUGUCAUUUACUGCCGGCCGCAACGAACUUAUUGCUGUUAUCGGUACAGUGGGAUGUGGUAAGAGUUCCUUACUGGCCGCACUUGCAGGAGAUAUGCGAAUGACCGGUGGCCAUGCUGCCAUGGGAGCUUCUCGCGCAUUCUGUCCACAGUAUGCUUGGAUACAAAAUGCGACAGUGAAGGAAAACAUCCUCUUUGGCAAGGAGUACGACGAAGCUUGGUAUAACAAAGUCAUAGAUGCCUGUGCCCUACGGGCAGAUCUCAAUAUGUUACCCAACGGGGACCAAACAGAGAUUGGUGAACGAGGCAUAACAAUCUCUGGAGGCCAAAAGCAGCGGUUGAAUAUUGCUCGUGCCAUAUACUUCAAUAGUUCCUUGGUCCUCUUGGACGACCCUCUCUCUGCUGUUGAUGCUCAUGUCGGCCGUCAUAUCAUGGAUAAUGCUAUAUGCGGCCUCUUAAAGGACAAAUGCCGCAUUCUCGCUACGCAUCAGCUCCACGUUCUGAGCCGCUGUGAUCGAAUCAUAGUGAUGGACAACGGCCGCAUUGAGGCGAUAGAUACGUUCGAUAACCUAAUGCACCAUAACGAUAGCUUCCAGAAACUCAUGUCAUCGACCAUACAGGAAGAAGAACAAGAUAAUAGAGAAGCUGCAGAAAAGAGCAAGGAAGGCGUCGAAGUGGCUGACGAUACAAAGAAGAAGAAUGAAACACCGUUGAAGGCACCUAGAGCCUUAAUGCAAAAAGAAGAGAGGGCCGUAAACUCUGUCAGCUGGGGAGUUUGGGGAGCCUAUAUAGCGAACUUCGGCUGGCCUAUAAAUCUGCCUAUAAUCGUUCUGGGAUUAAUUCUCGCAAAUGGAGGUACGAUUGUCAACGCCCUCUGGCUGUCGUACUGGGUAUCCAGGAAAUUUGACCUUUCCACGGGGACAUAUAUUGGAAUAUAUAUUGCUCUGGGCGCUGCACAGGCUCUCUUCCUGUUCAUAUUCUCGACCACGUUGACGAUAAGUGGAACGAACGCGAGCAAGGCAAUGCUUUCUCGUGCUAUCAAUAAAGUGUUGCGAGCCCCCAUGUCUUUCUUUGAUACAACCCCCUUAGGCCGGAUGACAAACAGGUUUUCAAAGGAUAUCCAUACGAUGGAUAACGAUUUAACGGAUGCGAUGCCAAAUUUCUACCGGGCAUCUGCAAGAGAACUUAAACGCCAUGAGGCAGUGCUUCGAUCAGAAGUAUUUUCUCAGUUCACGGAAGCUAUAUCGGGGACUGCGUCUAUAAGAGCAUAUGGACUCCAAGACUAUUUCACACGCCGGCUUCAGAGGGCUGUCGACAACAUGGAUAGCGCAUAUUUCCUCACAUUUUCAAACCAGCGAUGGCUAACUGUUCGGCUGGAUGCUGUUGGAUGGCUAAUGAUUUUCGUAACAAGUAUAUUGGUUGUUACAUCGAGAUUCAACGUGGAUCCAAGUAUAUCAGGUCUUGUGCUCUCAUUUAUUCUUUCAAUUUCCCAAUUGCUGCAGUUCACUGUUCGUCAACUCGCCGAGGUAGAGAAUAGCAUGAACGCAACGGAAAGAAUCCACUAUUAUGGGACACGGUUGGAAGAGGAAGCCCCAUUACACUUGCGGCAGAUGGAUGAAUCCUGGCCUCAGUCAGGCCAAAUAACCUUUUCAGACGUGGAAAUGAGAUAUCGCGCUGGUCUCCCGCUUGUUCUUCGUCGACUCAAUUUGGAUAUUAAGGGAGGAGAACGAAUCGGAAUUGUAGGACGAACUGGAGCUGGUAAAUCUAGUAUUAUGUCCGCUCUCUUCCGCUUGACUGAGCUUUCGGGGGGGUCUAUUAUGGUUGACGGUAUUGAUAUUUCCACCAUCGGGCUGCAUGAUCUGCGUAGCCGGUUGGCUAUUAUCCCACAGGACCCAGCCCUUUUCCGAGGGACGGUGCGAUCAAACCUGGAUCCUUUCAACGAACAUACCGACCUCGAACUUUGGUCCGCCCUACGGCAGUCUCAUCUUGUUAGCGAAGAAAAGGAGAGCUACAGCGACGUUGAUAACGCUGAUGAAAAGGAUGAUCACCCGCAACAGCAGCAACAAAGGAUUCAUCUGGAUACUGCGGUGGAGGAGGAAGGAUUGAACUUCUCCUUGGGUCAAAGGCAGCUAAUGGCGCUUGCUAGAGCAUUGGUGCGUGGCUCACGCAUCAUCGUAUGCGAUGAAGCCACUUCUUCAGUCGAUUUUGAAACGGACCAGAAAAUCCAAGAGACGAUGGCGGUAGGGUUCAAGGGCAAGACGCUCCUCUGCAUUGCUCAUCGUCUUCGAACAAUUAUCAACUAUGAUAGAAUAUGUGUCAUGGACCAGGGGCGUAUAGCCGAAAUGGAUACUCCGCUCAGCCUGUGGGAAAAGAAUGGAAUAUUCCGGGGGAUGUGUGAACGAAGUGGCAUUGUCAAGGGUGAUUUGGCAGAGUAG
This is a messenger RNA of Microsporum canis CBS 113480, 4191 nucleotides long. Its product is annotated as ABC protein. NCBI's taxonomy places the organism in Eukaryota, Fungi, Ascomycota, Eurotiomycetes, Onygenales, Arthrodermataceae. The transcript has 3 exons. Gene Ontology annotation, biological process: transmembrane transport. Gene Ontology annotation, cellular component: membrane. Bases 1 to 4191 code for a protein of 1396 amino acids. Gene Ontology annotation, molecular function: ABC-type transporter activity; ATP binding; ATP hydrolysis activity. The record is from RefSeq and is a predicted model, not a curated record.